Molecule: messenger RNA, 2778 nt
Organism: Aspergillus campestris IBT 28561
Lineage: Eukaryota; Fungi; Ascomycota; Eurotiomycetes; Eurotiales; Aspergillaceae
Product: putative actin binding protein
Exons: 5
Coding region: 410-2701 (763 amino acids)
Biological process (GO): regulation of actin filament polymerization
Cellular component (GO): plasma membrane; actin filament; cortical actin cytoskeleton
Molecular function (GO): actin filament binding
Source: RefSeq, a predicted model, not a curated record
CCUGUACUGAGUACUUACAAGUACUUACUGCUAAGAGGUGGUCAGGUAGCACCCUUUCCCCUAGCGCUGGAGAGUAGGGGAUAGGAGCCGCCUCAUGCUAUUUACCCAGCUCCUAUACAAUUGUCCAUCUUUCAGAAGUACCAACCUCAGACAGAUCUAGUAUCUCCUCGAGGAAUCUUUUUUCUUAGAAACUUCCACGCAGCAGAGAUAUUUAUCUCAUUUGUUCGCCAUAAGGUCCGAGUUGUGCUCCAUCCGGACACCUGUCUACUUGAUUUAAGGAGACGAGCGCCACAAACAGGCUUCCUUACCUCAUACCUCCAUUUCCCCAAACACAAACUUCCCAUUAAUCGGCAAGGCUUUUCCAAGUUAUUCAUAAGAAAAGGAACAUUUGGAAAUCUGAACCCGGACAAUGGCAACCAUCAAUUUGUCAUCCAAUGGUCCUUCCAUAUCGAAGAGCUAUCAGAAUGUGGUCAACGCGGCCCCUAAAGCUGGAGGCUCCCCUACCCAUGGACAAUGGGCGGUGUUUUCUGUCUCGACACCUCUCGUAAAUGCAUUUCAACGAGAUGCCGGCAACAAAGAAAGUGUUCUCAAGGUUCAAAGCACAGGAGAGGGCGAACUUGCGGAUCUUGUGGAUGAGUUCUCUGAGGGUAAAGUCCAAUUUGCAUUUGUGAAGGUCAUAGACCCAAAUUCUGGGCUACCCAAGAAUGUUCUUAUCGCAUGGUGUGGGGAGGGGGUACCCGAGCGGACGAAGGGGUACUUUACGAGUCACCUUGCUGCUGUAUCGAAGUUUUUACAUGGUUAUCACGUUCAAAUAACGGCACGCUCCGAUGGUGAUCUGACCCCCGAGGGUAUAAUCCAGAAGGUUGGAGAUGCAUCUGGGGCGAAGUACACAUCGGCAACAGAUCAGACUCCGGCCCCUGUUGCUCUCCCCACGGCUCCAGCCAAGCCUGUUUUCACUCCUGCACGUACCGGCGGCCUUGAACCGAAAUUUGUCGCGACUGUCCCUGAGCGCAAAUUACAACGAACCAAUGACGACGAUGGAUGGGGCGCCGAUGCCCCCCCGGUCACGAGGAGUCAGCUGGAGAAGGUCCAGCCAGCAUACAAACCGACUAAGGUGAACAUGCAGGAGCUCAGAUCAGAGCGGUCACCGGCGCCGGAUGCUAGUGCUCGACCUGUUGAAGAUUCCAGUGAUGUCGUUAAAGGAGGUUAUCAACCUGUUGGGAAGGUCGACAUUGCUGCCAUCAGGAGACAAGCGCUUGAAGCUGGUGGUUCCAGAGAUGAUAGACCGGAGCCCGUCAGAGGCUCAUACGAACCGGUCGGCAAAGUCGACAUUGCUGCUAUCCGUUCUAAGGCACAGAAACCAACGCAAUCCCCCGGAGUUCCUAAUGAGAAGCCUGUGGUCUCGACUGAUGCACCCGUUAAAUCAUCUGGGGUGUCUUCAAUCCAUGACCAUUCGGAACGUCUGACGAGCCUGCCGAAGCCGAAAGUCGCCAAAAAAUUUGGAUCAAGCCCUCAAUUUCCCGGCACGAAGCCACCCCUCCCUAGUGAACCUUCGUCGACCCCAACUUCUUCCACGGCAGCAAUCGGCGGUGCAAGUCGUACUUUUGCUAACCAAGGAGGAAAGACACCGGCACAACUAUGGGCGGAAAGAAAAGCCAGAGAGCAGGAGUCGCAUCCCGGCUCUUCGUCGCCUAACCCCACAGAACCCUCAGUACAGUCUCAGGAGAGUGGCGCAGCGGGGUGGAAGAGCUCAUAUAGCGGUAAAAGCUGGGCGCCUGUGCAGACCACUGAGGCAGCCAAGUCUACUGGCCCUGCCGAUUUCCAUCAGGCCGAUGAUUCUACUUCAGAGGCUCCAGGAUCACAAGAUCCGACUGCGCCCAACACCGAUACACUUCGUGGUCAGGCUACCCACGACGCGACCUUCGAAAAAGCGACCGGCAGUCCAGAAACAGGCCGUACUGCAUCUCUCCCUGGCGUUCAGACAGGACCCGUACAGACAGAGGCUGAAUACCCGGCAGAAGUGAGGCCUGAAUCGCCAGCUCCGCCCAGCCCACCGGCGCGUGAGACUUCUCCGAUCCGUAUUGCAAUCCCCGUCGGACAAGAACGCUCGGAUACGCACGCGGAGCAAAGUGCGCCUUCUCACGCCAUCGAUACUCAAAGCACACCCACUCUGGAUGACUCGAAACCUGAUCUUCAUGAGGCUGAGCAACCGCCUACUAGUGCUUUUGCCGCGGGCCAUCCUCAAGAAAGUGGAAUCAAGGCUCUGGUUCAAUAUGACUAUGAAAAAGCAGAAGACAAUGAGAUCGAGCUUCGAGAGGGUGAGUUUGUUACAGAUAUCGAGAUGGUCGACAAGGAUUGGUGGCUGGGCACAAACUCCCGCGGCGAGAAAGGCCUGUUUCCGAGUAACUAUGUCGAGCCUGUUGACGACAACGAGCACUACGCCCAUCCAUCGGACGCAGACGUUUCGAAACAUGAAGCAACUAGCCCAGCCCCCCCGGCCGAAACACCAGUUCCCACAGCUGAGUCUCCGAGUAAGGAGCAUACCGCUAUUGCCCUAUAUGACUACGAAGCAGCGGAAGACAAUGAACUCAGUUUCCCAGAAGGAGCUGAGAUAACGAAUAUCGAAUUCCCGGAUAAGGACUGGUGGUUUGGUGAAUACAACCACAAGAGGGGCCUUUUCCCCUCGAACUAUGUGCAGUAGCAGCAUGUUGAGUAGUGUCAAGUUCCUCACAGGUAGUUUUUAGUCAUCAAUUUGAAAAAGAUUUUUGACACAUUAGC